CUGUCACUGUAAUUUUCAAGGGUGGUAGAGAGAGAUCUUCUUUUCUGAAAAAGCUGUUUUUUAUUUACUUUUAUCUUCUCAAAUUACUACUGAAUCAUAUUUGUUCCUAAUGGACACAACAAAAGAUACAAUGUCGCUUAAUUCAUCUGUAAACUCGGCAUUACAGGAUCAUAGUGAAGAUUUAAAUACGGUAUCGACAAAGAACUACGUGAAAGAGUUGCUGAAGUCAAGAAUAUUUUUAGGCCGCUAUGUAGAGCGUAGACUUGUCGAUAAAUAUAUCGGUUAUCGCGACAUAAUUGUACUAAGUCCAGCAGAAACAGAACUAAGAAGAGAUUUAGAAGAGAGUUUGCACAAACUGCGAUCACUGAACAGGUUUAGAUGGAUUGGUAUUACUGACACUGAUAAACUGAACUACAGCCCUGCAGGUAUCUGUUUGUGGUGUGAAAUAGAUAAUCAACCGUUCGGACCUUUCUGGUUCCAAGUUAAGACAGUGCAAUACAGAAAUGAUGAAGUUAUUGUGAAAGUUAAAUGUGUGAGACACAUAACAGAUGCAUUUUUGGAAGCUGAGCCAAUAUUGACUGGUAAAGUUAAAGUAAAUGCAAAGGCCAGUAAGGUUGAACAAAGCACUGAAAGCCUUGGUGAAGCUGUAACUGCAAUAAAAGGGACAUUAGCUACUGCUCUAUCAAUUACAAAUGUAAAAGAAUUUGUAACAUUCCUGAUAGCAUUGGUUAUUGCAAUAUUUACAGGGAGUUCAGCAUUUAUAACAUUUCUGGGUAAUUUCACAUUGGCAUUGGUUAGAGAAACAUCUUAUCUCAUUAAGAAUUCAACACCUAUGUUCCUAGGGUUUCUGGAUUUUAUUAGUAAAAUAAUUGGUGGUUUCUAUAUUCUUCUGGCCAUGUUCUUCAGGCCAAAACCGGAUCCACCUACUAAUAGGAGAAGAAUAUCUUACUAUGCGGAACCUAACCAUACUAACUUUGAUAGUAGAUGUAUUGACUGAAUGAAUUUUAUUAUUAUCUUACCUAUUCUUUAUAAACAGGGGCCUUUUGUGAUUUUUAGAUCUCUUAAGUUGGUGCACCAAAUAUUUUGACGCUUUUUUUAUAGUGCUGUUGCUACAGCCAGCUUUUAUUGUCUGUACAUUAUUGUAUAAAAACUAUUUAUUAUUUAAGCAUUCCAAGGUUUACUGAACCUUCAUGUGGGUAUUAGAGGGAGAUUUAGUAAAAAUAGUAUAUACCUGAUGGUGAGACUGGAAUAAAACAACUUAUUGUGUAUUAAAAUUAUUUAUUUAUUUAUAAGACCCUGUACUAUUGUAGAAUGUGUUGUGUUGUUACCUAUUAACUAUUAUUUGUUAUAUUAUGUAUGACUAUUACUGCGGGAAAGAGGUUAAUGAAUUAGUUUAUUACAGAAAAUAUACUUUUUGUAUCACA
Plutella xylostella (diamondback moth) is the source of this 1424-nucleotide messenger RNA. RefSeq lists its product as uncharacterized. Lineage: Eukaryota; Metazoa; Arthropoda; Insecta; Lepidoptera; Plutellidae. The record is from RefSeq and is a predicted model, not a curated record.